Molecule: messenger RNA, 752 nt
Organism: Pneumocystis jirovecii RU7
Lineage: Eukaryota; Fungi; Ascomycota; Pneumocystomycetes; Pneumocystales; Pneumocystaceae
Exons: 3
Coding region: 55-684 (209 amino acids)
Biological process (GO): positive regulation of DNA-templated transcription, elongation; mRNA export from nucleus
Cellular component (GO): THO complex part of transcription export complex
Molecular function (GO): mRNA binding
Source: RefSeq, a predicted model, not a curated record
AAGAUUUUUUUCUCAUUUUUAUUUUGAUUUUAAACAUAAAACGAAUCUUAAACAAUGGAAAAAACAGAAUCAUUAUUGCAAACAAACAAAUAUUCUUCAGAAGAUAACAUGUCUUGGAAAAGCUUUGAAACAUGUUUAGCUAUUGUACAAGAAGCUCGGCAACAAUGUUAUCAACUCCUAAAUUCUUCUUCUGUUGAUCCUAUGGCAAAAAGAUACUUAAUGGUAUUAAUGAGGCGACUUCGUGCAGCAAAUAGAGUAGCAUAUCUUGAAGCUCGUUCAGCAAAACAAGAAACUCUACGCCAACGGCAAAUUAUUGACCAACAAUACUUUCAACUUCAAAAUCUUUAUUAUGAACAACAACAUCUUCUAGCUGCAAUUAAAGCAUGUGAAGCUUUUCCUACAUCUUUGGAUUCGCUUUCUUUAAUUCCUGAAAAAGACUUUCUUACACUUCAUCCAGAUCUCAAUAGUGCAAUGGAUCCUCAUACACUUAUGCUUGCUCGACUUUCUUAUGAAAAGCAAGAAAGAGAACGUCUUGAAAAGGUUCGGCGUGAUCUUCUUAAACAAAAAGCUGAAUUAAUUUCUCAAAACAAAAUCCAUAAAGAAGAACUCGAAGCAUUAGAUUCUCAAUUAAAAAAUUUUAUACGUAGCGCUGAACCAUUACGAGAGUUUUUACAAAAAUAUUAAAAUUACUUUAUAAAGACAUAUUGACAUUUUUAUAAUGAAGUAAUAUAAAUAAAAAUUUAUAGAAAAUA